CCCACAGCUGCUUCCGGUGCAGAUUCGUGCCAUGUUUUGCUUCUGUUUUUACCUGAGUUUAGUUUCAGAUUCAGUCUAGCCCCCUUUUACCUCACUUAUUUUCUGCCGUCAUGUCCCGGGGGUCGAGUGCGGGGUUUGACCGACACAUCACUAUCUUCUCCCCGGAGGGAAGGCUCUACCAAGUAGAGUAUGCCUUUAAAGCCAUAAACCAAGGCGGGCUGACCUCUGUGGCAGUCAGAGGGACGGACUGCGCUGUGGUCGUGACGCAGAAGAAAGUUCCUGAUAAGCUGUUGGAUGCCACGACAGUCUCACACCUGUUCAAAAUCACUGAGAACAUAGGCUGUGUUAUGACCGGCAUGACCGCCGACAGCAGGUCUCAGGUGCAGCGUGCACGGUACGAGGCGGCUAACUGGAUGUACAAGUAUGGCUACGAGGUCCCCGUGGACAUGCUGUGUAAACGCAUGGCCGACAUCUCCCAGGUCUACACCCAGAACGCAGAGAUGAGACCACUAGGCUGCUGUAUGGUAGUGAUCGGGAUGGACGAGGAGUUGGGCCCACAGCUGUUUAAGUGUGAUCCAGCCGGCUACUACUGUGGCUUCAAGGCCACAGCAGCUGGAGUGAAACAGACCGAGGCCACUAGUUUCCUGGAAAAGAAAGUCAAGAAGAAGCUGGACUGGACUUACGAGCAGGCUAUAGAGACGGCCAUCUCAUGUCUGUCUACUGUUCUGUCCAUCGACUUCAAGCCCUCAGAGCUAGAGAUCGGAGUCGUCACUGCACAGGAGCCCAAAUUCAAGAUUCUUUCAGAGGCUGAGAUCGAUGCUCACCUGGUGACUUUGUCUGAGAGGGAGUGAAGGGAGUUGGCAGCUGGUUAUGAAAAGGAUGAUAAACGGUAAACCCCAGAAAGCCAGAAGCAUCAGACACACAAAAGGUCUCAGCUAGGAGGAAGAUGAAGGAGGAGCUGAUAUCAUCUUCUUCAAAAAGAGAUGAACAGUAACACUUAAUGCCCCCCCGCCCGCCAAUGCUUCCUGGUCGCAAACAGGACAUGACAUCAUCCAUGUACCAAUCCCUCCUGUGUUUUCCUUCUGCAGCCAGCUGCUAAAUGUCUCAGAUCAUGGACGGGAUAUUCAGAUCAGUCCUUUACAUGAUACAUAAGUGUGACGUGGCAGCUGAUGUGAGAGACAGCCACAAGCCGCAGCUCAGCAGCUCAGCCCGAAUGACUUCACCUAAUGAGUGUGACAUGAGCAGAUUGGAAGAUGGAAGUGUGGUAACACUACAACUACAGCACAAUACCUCUUAAAUGUGGACUCAAUGGUCCUGUAGCUUCACUGUGUUCUGCAGUGCUUCCUGACCAUCUUUACUCAGGGCUGCCACUACAUGUGCGUCUCUUUUCUUCAACUUUUAAGCCUCCCAUCUGCACUGUCUUCAGUUUCACAGUGAUGUUUAUGGUCUCUGCUCAGUGAUAACCCAGGGAACAGCUGCGAGGAUUCUCCUAUAGCAGCAGUCAUUGUCACACUCCUGUUUAAAUUUGCUCAGGUCACUAGAAAGUCAGUGUUUUGAUCUGCCUGCCCUCUGCUGCAGCUGCUGUACUUCCACACUUCUAUUAAACACACACGUUUUAUUUAACACUGCA
Molecule: messenger RNA, 1630 nt
Organism: Archocentrus centrarchus (flier cichlid)
Lineage: Eukaryota; Metazoa; Chordata; Actinopteri; Cichliformes; Cichlidae
Gene: psma6a
Product: proteasome 20S subunit alpha 6a
Exons: 7
Coding region: 111-851 (246 amino acids)
Biological process (GO): ubiquitin-dependent protein catabolic process
Cellular component (GO): proteasome core complex; proteasome core complex, alpha-subunit complex
Source: RefSeq, a predicted model, not a curated record